Molecule: messenger RNA, 1166 nt
Organism: Macrobrachium nipponense
Lineage: Eukaryota; Metazoa; Arthropoda; Malacostraca; Decapoda; Palaemonidae
Product: keratin, type I cytoskeletal 9-like
Exons: 2
Coding region: 79-645 (188 amino acids)
Source: RefSeq, a predicted model, not a curated record
GCAAGGGGUGCAUCAGUAAGGAAUCAUCUUCCUACCAGAACGCACUCGGGAGCUUCCCAGGGUCAGAGUGAUAUCAAGAUGAAGCUGCUGGUGAUAUUGCUCCUCGUGGGCGUGGUGGCUCUUGGAGUGAACUCAGACCCAGAGCCACAGAAUUUCCGUGGUUCCAACCCCGACCGUAACAGAUUCGGAAGCGGCAGCAGCAGCUUCGGUAGCAGUUUCGGCAACAGCAGGGGCUCUUUCGGCAACAGCCGGGGCUCUUUUGGCAACAGCCGGGGAUCUUUUGGCAACAACAGGGGCUCUUUUGGAAGAGGUAGUUCAUCCGGCUUUGGAUCUGGAAGCGGGUUUGGAGGCUCAUCCAACUUCGGAAGAGGUUUCUCAGGCGAUAGAGGAAAUUACUUUGGCAACAGCUUCUUGUCUGAAGGACGGACCAGAGGAAAUAUGUGGAGCAGACCUUACCAGGGACGAACUCGAGGAUACUACGAUAUGUUCGGCUCGGGAUCGAACUACGGGACUUCCGGAUACGGCGACAUACCCACGUGGAUGUUGAUGCGAUGGGCAGAUGAUUCUCUGGAGAUCUUUGAUGACAGAAGGAAGCGAAACGUGGAGGUUGUUGCGAGCGACAAUACAGCUGCGGAGGUAGUCUAAAAAGUGGAGGCUGCUGAAAUACAUUACAAAGCGCCUACAGGUAUUAAGACAGGUGUUAUAACUUUAGAUGACAACAUGUACACCACUUCACAGGGUCAACACAGUCUCUUUGAUUCCAUUCGUAGUUCCAGGUCACUCGAAAAUACUUGAAAAAAAAAAAAAAAGUCUUCAUGAAUUCUAAUGGAAAAGUGACUUAUAAUGAUAUUGCAAUGAACAUUAUAUGUUAUAUCAAAAUGCAUGGGGCUCACUUUAUGUAACAAUUUCUCAAAAGACAUUUCUUAUCACUAAACACUUUUCCAUAAACAUGCACACACACACACCUAAGCCAAUUUAUCUAAAAGGGAAUAUGAAGUGCUAAGUUGCUUGAUGCUAGUACCUACUACACACCCAUGCCUCGGAUAUUAUGGUAUUAUUUUCCUGUUCAGACAGACAUCUAGGCUACAGAAAAAUGUCUCCGAUCAUUUUUCUGUAGCCAACACAUAUCUUUCAGUCUGUAAACGCAUCUUAAAUUUAAGAGUAUU